Molecule: messenger RNA, 5784 nt
Organism: Diceros bicornis minor
Lineage: Eukaryota; Metazoa; Chordata; Mammalia; Perissodactyla; Rhinocerotidae
Gene: POM121C
Product: POM121 transmembrane nucleoporin C
Exons: 13
Coding region: 7-3651 (1214 amino acids)
Biological process (GO): RNA export from nucleus; protein import into nucleus
Cellular component (GO): nuclear pore
Molecular function (GO): structural constituent of nuclear pore
Source: RefSeq, a predicted model, not a curated record
GCCGCGAUGUCUCCGGCGGCUGCGGCGGCUGGAGGUGGCGACCGGCGGCGGCCGAUAGCGAGCGUCAGGGACGCCCGGGGCCGGGGUUGGGGCUUCGGCGGGCCGGCUGGAGCGGCGCUCUUCGGCCUGUCGCUGCUUGGCCUCGUGCUGUACCUGGUGCCGGCGGCGGCCGCGCUGGCCUGGCUGGCUGUGGGGGCUACCGCGGCCUGGUGGGGACUGAGCCGCGAGCCCCGGGGUUCGCGCGCCUUCUCCUCGUUCGUUCGGAACGCGCGGCGCCAGCGAACACUGCUCGCCUCGCCUCCGGCCAAGUCGGCAGUAAACGGAAACCUCCUAGAACCGCGGACCCUGCUCGAAGGACCCGACCCCGCUGAACUGCUCCUUAUGGGUAGUUACCUGGGCAAGCCCGGCCCCCCGCAGCCUGCCCCCGCGCUGGAGGCCAGGGACCUGCGAGAGAGGCCUGGCCGCCGCCCACCCAUCCGCUCCCCGCCGCCCGCUCACCCGGCCCAUCGCGUUCGCCACAUUCACCCCACUCUCCCCACUCCUCUUCUCCGCUCCCCGAGGAGGCCUUCCCGCCGGGAUUGUGGGACUUUAUCAAAUCGGUUUGUAAUAACACCUCGAAGACGAUAUCCAAUCCAGCAGGCCCAGUAUUCCUUUCUGGGGGUACUUCCCACAGUGUGCUGGAAUGGUUAUCACAAGAAGGCUGUGCUGUCUCCUCGGAAUUCCAAAAUGGUGUGCAGCCCAGUGACAGUAAGGAUUGCUCCUCCUGAUGGCAAAUUGACUCGUUCUUCAAUACCAGAGCAGAUAAUCAACUCAACAUUGUCCUCACCAUCAAGUAAUGCCCCAGACCCAUGUGCAAAGGAGACUGUACUGAGUGCCCUCAAAGAGAGGAAGAAGAGGACAGUGGAGGAGGAAGAACAAAUAUUCACUGACAGCCAGGAAAAUAAAAGAAGGCGCCAUGAUAGCAGUGGGAGUGGACAUUCAGCAUUUGAGCCCCUGGUGGCCAAUGGAGUCCCUGCUUCUUUUGUGCCUAAGCCUGGGUCUCUGAAGAGAGGUCUCAAUUCCCAGAGCUCAGAUGACCACUUGAAUAAGAGAUCCCGCACCUCUUCUGUGAGCUCCUUGACAAGCACGUACACAGGUGGCAUCCCCAGUUCUAGCCGCAAUGCCAUUACCAGUUCUUAUAGCUCUACUCGAGGUUUCUCCCAGCUAUGGAAGAGAAGUGGUCCCAGUUCAUCACCCUUCUCAAGCCCAGCCUCAUCCCGCUCCCAGACACCAGAGAGGCCAGCAAAGAAAAUAAGAGAAGAGGAGCUUUCUCAUCAUUCUAGUUCUUCGACUCCAUUGGUAACAGACAAGGAGUCCCAGGGAGAAAAGGUUGCAGAUGCAGCCACAUGGAAGAAACAAAACUCGUGGAGCUCCCCAUCUACACUUGGCAGCUCUGGACAACGUAAACGGAAGAUUCAGCUGCUGCCCUCCAGACGAGGGGACCAGCUGACCUUGCCUCCACCUCCCCAGCUUGGUUAUUCAAUCACUGCUGAAGAUCUAGACUUGGAAAAGAAAGCUUCGUUACAAUGGUUUAACAAGGUCUUGGAGGAUAAGACUGAUGCUGCCUCAAACUCUGUCACUGAGAGCCCACCUACCACUCAGCCUUCUUUUCCUUUUACCCUGCCUGCUUCUGGGACUGCUUCCUCCCCAACCUCCCUCCCAGCACCAAGCACUAACCCACUAUUGGAGAGCUUGAAGAAGAUGCAGAAUUCCCCAGGCCUACCAUCCUUCCCAGAAUCUGCUGGAGUGGCAACCACUGUGGCCCAUUCGCCUCCGAAGACGCCCAGCCUUCUGGCCCCUCUUGGCUCUUCACAGUCAGGGCCCCUUCCCAGCACCUCCUCAGACUCGAAAUCCACAGUCAGUUUCUUGGGGCUGACCCCUGCUUCUUCCACAAUACCAGUUACUGACAUCACCAAGGCACCUCCAGCCCCUCAGGCUGAGACAUCCACCAAAUCCCAAGCCCUGUCUGCCCCAUCCCCCACCCCCAAGCAAAGUAUUCUGUUUGGAAUGCUGAGCAGCCCCCCUGCUAACCCUUCUGCCUCUGCGGCUCCUGUUGUGUCUUCUGCAUCUCCCAUGUUCAAGCCCAUUUUUGCGGCCCCACUUAAUAGCGAGAAUGAGGACCCCUUGCAGUCUAGCCCUUCCAAGGUCACAACCACAGCAUCUUCCAGCUCUGCCCUCCCCACGACUACCAGCACCUCUCCCCCCACUUUUAAGCCUAUCUUUAGCAGCAUGGGGCCACCUACAUCUGUGCCCUUGUCAACUCCCUUCUCCUUCAAUCAAACAACUACUCCAGCCACUACCACAAGCGUCUCUCUCUUCACUGGCCAGGCCAGUGCCACCUCACCAGUGGCUUCUGUGACCACAGCCAGCACAUCUGCAGACUCUGCUCCAAAGCCUGCAUUUGGCUUUGGUGUGAGCAGUGUGAUGAGCACCAUGAGCAGCCUGACUAGCACCACCACUUGUGCUUCACAGCCUUUCCUCUUCGGGACUCCCCCUGCCUCUGGGGCCAGCUUCACCCCAGCCGUGGGCUCCAUAUUCCAAUUUGGCAAGCCUCCUGCCAUGCCUGCUUCAACGACUGUCACCACCUUCGGCCAGUCCCUACCCAGUGCUGUUCAGACAGCCACCAGCAGCAGCACUGCCAGCUUUACUGGUUUUGGCAGCACCCUUACCACCUCAGCCCCUGUCACCACCAGCCAGCCGACGCUGACAUUCAGUAGCACUACCACCCCAGCAUUUAACAUUCCCUUUGGCUCAAGCACCAAGCCUCCUCUCCCAGCAUAUCCAGGAGCCAACCCCCAGCCAGCAUUUGGGACCACUGAUGGGCAGCAGCAGGGGGCUACCAAGCCUGGCCUUGCCCCCAGCUUUGGCAGCUCUUUCACUUUUGGAAACUCUGCAGCUGCAGCCCCGACUGCAACUCCAGCGCCAGCCCCUGCCCAGCCAGCCUUUGGCAGUGCUGCACAGUCGGCUUUUGGUGGUUUAAAACCCGCAGCCUCCGCCUUCGGUACCCCUGCCAACACUCAGCCAGCCUUUGGCAGCACCACGGCUGUUUUCUCCUUUGGUGCAGCCACCACCUCUGGCUUUGGAGCUACAACCCAGACCACCAGCAGCGGGACCAGUAGCUCAGUGUUUGGCAGCACAACACCAUCACCCUUCACGUUUGGGGGAUCAGCAGCCCCAGCUGGCAGUGGGGGCUUUGGGAUCAAUGUGGCUACCCCAGGCACCAGCUCAACCUCUGGAGCUUUCAGCUUUGGAGGAGGACAGAGUGGGACCACUGGCAGCACAACCCCUUUUGGGGGAGGCUUGAGUCAGAACACCUUGGGCACACCCGGCCAGAGCACACCCUUUGCCUUCAAUGUGGCCAGCACGCCUGAGAGCAAACCUGUGUUUGGAGGCACCUCCACACCUACCUUUGGUCAGAACACCCCUGCCCCUGGGGUGGGCACGUCCGGCAGCAGCCUCUCCUUUGGGGCAUCCUCAGCACCCACCCAAGGCUUUGUGGGAGUCGGACCUUUUGGCUCGGCGGCCCCUUCGUUUUCCAUUGGUGCAGGAUCCAAGACCCCCGGGGCUCGGCAGCGACUGCAGGCCCGGAGGCAGCACACCCGCAAGAAAUAGCCUUUGUCCCUUGCCCCCACUCCUCCCACCCCCUGCCCAAAUCUGGACCUCAGCACCUGCUAGGAAGAGCCUCUGACCAACCCUUCUAGUUCCAUGAAGCAAUCCUACCCCAGAUUUCUGGCUUCAGCCACCAGGGAGGUAAUGGCAGCCCUGGGGGCUGUUUCUUCUUGAGGAAGCAGGAACCUCAGGCCUCUUGAAUGAAGGGAAGGCAGGAUGUGGCAGGGCAGAAGCCUGAUGCCUAUACUUGAACAGUUCCACUGGUGAGGCUGGAAAGAACUAAGGAAACAUCUGUACAUACUGUCCACUUACUUCCCUCUUGUUUUGUGUGUAAGCUUAGUCAGGCGGCCUCCUUUCCCACCUUUCCCCCGAGAGCCAUCUUUGCUGGAAGGUGACAGGUACCGCCCCCGCCCACUUGCAUCUCCGAUACGCAUUUGGUGAGAUUGGGGGAAAUGGGUUAUCCCUAAAGCUUUACCUUGCUUGGCUUGGCUAUAAAAAGUGGUUCUCCUCCUCUGGUCCCGUUAGGGGACUCUGUUACCCCAUUUCUUGCUGCUUUGUCCCUCACUGGUUCCUCCCAAGAUCAAUCCCUUUUGAAAUGAUCUUGAAUCUAGCUUUGCCGUGGAGACCCCAGUGGGUGCUGCUCCUGCUGUUCCGCCUCCUACCAAGUCUGAGUCAAUGUUUUGUCCCCAACCCUCUCUGCCAGUUUGGCCCCUAAAACCUUGGUGGCCCAAGACUGUUAGCCUGGCAGAUCCAGGGGUGAUACCUCACUCCGGGGGGGAAGCUCUUGGAGCAGGCAGGAUGCCCACUGCUGCUUUCAGUUGCCUCCUCGCCCACCUUCCCCACUGGCCUCAUUGGGCUUGUCUCUUUCUCCAGGAUUGUAUGUUUAAAGCCUUGUCCUGUGUUACUUUGUCUGAUGUUCAUGUCUGUUGCUCUUUGAAUCGAGUUUGGAGGAAGAAUUGAAUUGUAUGAGUGGCGGCAUGUUGGUAGUGCCGGACUUACCUGUCUCAAGUUUCUGGGGCCUAGCUAAUUGAAUGUGGAAAGGAGCACCACUUUAUGGCUGCAGGUGCCAACUCCUGGAUUUUCAAAGGGUGUUUUGACUUCAAGGGCUGGCAGCCCCGGAGGAAGCCAAGACCUCUUCCCUGUUUCUCUCCCACCUGCCUGACCUGAAUGGAGGCUGGAUUACCCCCAGUAUGUUAGAAAACCUAAAUUAAUGAACCACGCUUUAAAAUUCUUAGUUUUUUCCCCCCAACAAAGCCUCCAGCCCUUCCCCUUUUUUCUUCCUUUGUUCCCAAAGCACGUACCCCAGGCCCAAGAGCCUUGCUGCCAUGCCCAUCCUCUUUGGGAGAAGUAUGAAUGCGUGUGUCUAAAUUAAAAGAAAAAAAAUAUUUAAACAUUUUUUAACAAAAUAAAAAUUUAUUUUUGUAUUUAAGCUAAAUUGCCUUUUAAAUUCCUUCAAGCUUGGUUCAUUGAGGUGGUUAAGUAUAAAUGCUAUUGACUAGGAAUUAGCUGUAUAGUUAAGUUAUGCCUGUGUGAGGAAGAGGCUCAAAUACUGUCCCAGGCAGCUUUCCUGAGGGACUAGAGCUUCUUCUGGACACAUUAUAUGAAAUGUACUUCUUAUUUUAUAAAUAAUGUGACAUAGAUGUAACUAGUCCCCCCCUCCCCCCUUUGUGACUGAGGUUGAAUGUUUUGUCACCGGGCUGCACCUCCCCGCCAUGAAGAGCUCUGUUAAUCCUUAACUGUGCGUGAAGCUGAGGAGGGGCCUAAACCUCAAGUCCCAAAUACCGAUCAGGAUUGGAGGGGGGGGUGGGCACAGGUCUAGAAAUCAAGCUUCUGCUUAUACCUUACGUAAGGUAGAGCCUCUUAGUUUUAGUCCUCUCAGCUAGUUUACCUCAGUUCCACAGGCAGGACACUUGGUCCAGGAACCCCCUGAAGAGGGUGUCCUGGCAUGGCCUGAGUGUGUGUGUGUGUGUGUGUGUUUGUGUACAUGUACGUGCACUGGACAGGAACGGGAGGCUGGGACUUUCCAUCACAAAUAAAAAUUUAAUUCCUGUUGAGUCUAGUUGGAAUUUUUAGUAUGAAUGUGAGAUUUUUCUCCUUGCUUAUGUCAUUAAGAAUAAAAAAAACGGUGACCUAUCA